AUGUACUUUUCAGAGGAGGAUUUUGAUGGGUUAUUCGAAAGACAUGCUGCAGUAUCGAAUGCAGUUGAAAAUGUUGAGGAUGAAGAAUUUACGACGAAAAUUAUUGAACAAGUUUAUAGAGAAAGGAAUAAGGGAGUUAAUGGAAUGUUGAUGGAGGGGAGGAAUGGGAGGAGGAAAUUAAUAAGUCAUGAAAUUGAAAACUUUGGCGAUUAUUGUAAAAUUGUCAUUAGGUUAGUUUCAGAUAGAGUUUAUAUUGGAAAUGCUAACAAAUUCAUAGUCAUAAUACGUUACUACUCUCAUUCGAGGAGUGGAUAUUUUUGUACAUACUCAAAUUAUCAGAAUUAUUCUCCAACUCUAUGA
Molecule: messenger RNA, 360 nt
Organism: Naegleria gruberi
Lineage: Eukaryota; Heterolobosea; Eutetramitea; Acrasida; Naegleriidae
Exons: 1
Coding region: 1-360 (119 amino acids)
Source: RefSeq, a predicted model, not a curated record